CUCCUCUGCUUACAUACUAGUUCAGCAGCAACUCCACUCAAUUGUAUGCAUUGAUCCAUGGCUAGAUACAUUAAUAUUGUACUUUUGGGAAUAGUGUUGGUAGUGGUGAGAUUGAAAGGUGCAGAGGCACAGCGGGCGUUCUUUGUGUUUGGGGAUUCUCUUGUGGAUAAUGGGAACAACAACUUUUUGGCAACUACAGCUCGAGCAGAUGCUCCUCCUUAUGGCAUUGAUUACCCAACCGGAAGACCCACUGGCCGGUUCUCUAAUGGCUACAACAUUCCUGACUUCAUUAGUCAAUCACUUGGGGCCGAAUCCACAUUGCCUUAUUUAGAUCCCGAGCUCGACGGGGAAAGAUUGCUUGUUGGUGCCAACUUUGCUUCUGCUGGUAUUGGAAUUCUCAAUGACACUGGAAUCCAAUUUGUAAACAUAAUCAGAAUAUACAGACAGUUGGAGUACUGGGAAGAAUACCAACAAAGGGUGAGUGGUCUCAUAGGACCUGAGCAGACUGAGCGCUUAAUAAAUGGAGCAUUGGUCCUCAUCACUCUUGGAGGCAACGACUUUGUCAAUAACUAUUACUUGGUCCCUUACUCUGCAAGAUCACGCCAAUACAAUUUACCAGAUUACGUCAAGUAUAUUAUCUCUGAGUACAAGAAAGUUCUAAGGAGGCUAUACGAAAUUGGAGCACGUAGGGUGCUGGUGACGGGAACUGGUCCAUUGGGUUGUGUUCCAGCGGAAUUGGCCCAGCGAAGCACCAACGGUGACUGCUCAGCUGAGCUGCAGCGAGCCGCAGCCUUGUUCAACCCUCAACUUGUUCAGAUUAUCCAACAACUCAACAGCGAAAUUGGUUCCAAUGUCUUCGUUGGAGUCAACACGCAACAGAUGCACAUCGACUUCAUCAGUAAUCCUCAACGAUAUGGAUUUGUUACAUCAAAAGUAGCAUGUUGCGGUCAAGGACCCUACAAUGGUCUUGGACUGUGCACUCCGGCAUCCAACUUGUGCCCUAACCGUGAUAUUUAUGCCUUUUGGGAUCCUUUUCAUCCAUCAGAAAGGGCUAAUAGGUUAAUCGUUCAACAGAUUUUGUCAGGCACCUCAGAGUAUAUGUAUCCAAUGAAUCUUAGCACCAUUAUGGCUUUGGAUUCCAAGAACUAGAUCAAUCAAUCAAGGGUCUCUGUCCAUCAUUUUAUUACCGCACCUCUUUUGUGUCUCACAAUUAUAUAUAGUCUACCUGUUAAUUUGUCAUAUAUUUAUAUAUAUAUAUAUAUAUGUGUGUGUUCAAAUUUGGUGUCAUAUAAUAUAUAGUAAUUAUCUCCAAUGUGUCAGUGAAUAGUAUAUAUAUUAUAAUGUUGGAGUGGAUGGAUGAUGGUAAGUACCGUCCUCCUUCUCCUUCUCUUGGGCAGUACAGAAGAAAGACUGCAUGUAUAAUAAUUGAGUGAAUUUUUAUCUUCAUUACUA
Messenger RNA from Glycine soja, 1452 nucleotides. RefSeq names its product GDSL esterase/lipase At5g33370-like. The coding region runs from base 58 to 1149 and encodes 363 amino acids. Lineage: Eukaryota; Viridiplantae; Streptophyta; Magnoliopsida; Fabales; Fabaceae. The record is from RefSeq and is a predicted model, not a curated record. The transcript has 5 exons. Gene Ontology annotation, molecular function: hydrolase activity, acting on ester bonds.